AUGGAAAUAGAUGACUUGGACGAGGAGAUCCCUACAUGGGUGGUGGAUGAAUAUUGUUUUAAGGAUAUAAAAGAUGAAUAUGAUCAAUUAUAUGUGCAAUUCCUCAAGCAAGAAGAGAAGCUGGUCUCCUUGCGUGGUCAGGUUAACUCAAGUGAAGAAGAGACAAGAGCACUUCAAGUGGACUUGGUGAAGUCCAAGACCCAAAUAUGUGGUCUAGAGGAUGAGAGGAAGACUCUCAAUGAUCAA
Ilex paraguariensis (yerba mate) is the source of this 246-nucleotide messenger RNA. NCBI's taxonomy places the organism in Eukaryota, Viridiplantae, Streptophyta, Magnoliopsida, Aquifoliales, Aquifoliaceae. The record is from the annotation of a GenBank genome assembly.